Molecule: messenger RNA, 6652 nt
Organism: Nymphalis io (European peacock)
Lineage: Eukaryota; Metazoa; Arthropoda; Insecta; Lepidoptera; Nymphalidae
Exons: 11
Coding region: 292-3207 (971 amino acids)
Biological process (GO): protein dephosphorylation
Cellular component (GO): protein phosphatase type 2A complex
Molecular function (GO): protein phosphatase regulator activity; calcium ion binding
Source: RefSeq, a predicted model, not a curated record
CGCCGUCGGCUUUACGUCUGUUAUUUGCGCUAUACACACGCCCGCGCCGUUCGAAUCGCGCCGCAUACUUUCGAUACACCGACCGCCUUUGUUUACUCCCCACGCGCGCUCAUACAAAACAGCUGUUCCUAGCGAUCUGUCGUGAUCACUGUUAGUGUCGUUUUGUGUGCCAGAUAGGAAUAAGUGUGACCCGUCCUGUGUUCGUAUGUUUAUUGUGUGUUCAUGGGGUUCGCGGCGCGGCCCUAAAGUGCAGCAGUGCUGAGCUCGCAGUGUGACGCGAGCGACUUGGCCAUGGCGGCGACUGCCCGGCGGGAAAUAGACACGGGCGAGGAGGAUAUAGCUGCCAUCGCCAAACAGAUUUCUGAUCAUGCGGAAGCAAUAUAUCAGACUUGGAAAGCGCGUGGCCUUGCGCCCACGGAGAUUUUGUCAUGCAGGCCCACGCCCGGGCUCAAGCUGGCUGAGAGCUUGAGGACGAAACCGAAACCAGAGCCUAAGCCUGACAUAAAACAACGUCCAGAGUUUCGUAGAGACCGCCCAGAGCUACGUGAGCAACGAUCCGAGUUACGUGCCGAGAGAACAGAACCAAGACGAGAUAUUCGACAUAAUCCGGAAAACGAGACAAUAGAAGUUACGCUACCGCCAGAUUUAGUACCGGAGCGUAACGGAACUGGGUCUGGAACGAACGUUAGACGCGCUGAUGUCGCUGCAAUGCGGCUGGAGGUAGCUCGAGAGGAAGAAAGACUUCUUCGAGCUUUGCGCACAGGGGGGGUUGUCGCCGAGCGUCCUUCAGAAAGGCCCGAUGUCGUACCUCCCGUUUCACUUGUAGAUUAUGCUAAAAGUCGGUAUCAGGACCGGUUGGAUACUGGGGCAAGAAAGCCAGCAGCGGGCGCUAGUGGAGAGCGGAGAGCUUCGUUUGGUUCUCAUGUCACUGAAGCCAGAUCCAAAUUUGAGGCACGAGCUCGUCGCGCUUCUAGUGCUGGCACUGGAGAAGCCGCGUCUUCACAGGGCACUGCGCCUGUUCGUCCUUUUCUAACGCGUGGUUCUGUAGCUGAGCGUGUACUUAUGUUUGAGCGAUGUCCUAGUGAAGCAACGCUAGAAUUAGCGAAAAGGAAGUCUCCGGCAGCCACUACGUGGCGAGGACCGCACGAUGUCAUUAUAAGAGCACAGAACUACGCAGCGUCGACUCCCCCAAAGCCAUCAUCAGCGCCCGCGCAUACGACUCUCCAGCGGUCAGUGCGCGCGGCGGGACCUUCGCGAGUCAUACCGCGCUUUCAUUUCCCCAAAGGCCGACCACCGCCCGCGCACCAGCAGGACCACGCACUACAUAAAGUACAGUCAGCGUUCGCGACCUUCCCUAAUAGUCAGGUGCCGAGAGAAAGCUUUAAGCAUAUCGUGAAAGCGUGCGAAUGUCCAGUCUACUGGAAGAUGCCAUUGUUCCUGGCCACACAACAGAAUCUCAACGCUGCGGUCGAUGGGCAUAAGUUCAUUGAUUUCUGGAGAGAAAUGACAACACAAUGUCACGACCAAGCGUCCCGGUUUGUGUACAUCCUCACCCGAGGCAAGAGCAACACUCUCACCCCUGAAGACUUCGUGCCCCUUGUGCAGGACGUUGUGGACACGCACCCCGGGCUUUCGUUCCUAAAAGAAGCUACAGAAUUCCACUCCCGUUAUGUUCAUACUGUGAUCGCUAGGAUAUUUUACUGCGUUAACCGAUCGUGGUCUGGAAGAUUAUCGAUACCGGAACUCAGGAGAUCUAAUCUACUCCAAGUUAUACAACUCUUAGAAGACGAGGAAGACAUCAAUCAAGUUACGCAAUACUUUAGUUACGAACACUUCUAUGUCAUAUAUUGCAAGUUCUGGGAGUUGGAUAAAGACCACGACUUGUUUAUCGACAGACACGACCUUGCUAGACAUAACGACCACGCUCUGUCUAGCCGCAUGAUCGAGCGAGUGUUAUCCGGGUGUGUAACGCGCGGUAACCAGAACCGUUUGACACCUGACGGCGAGCCUCGUAUGUCGUACACUGAGUUCGUGUGGUUCUUACUCGCAGAAGAAGACAAAACUCAUCCCACAGCUAUUGAAUACUGGUUCAGAUGUAUGGAUUUGGAUGGCGACGGCUUUAUUUCCAUGUAUGAGUUAGAAUACUUCUAUGAGGAACAAAUGCAAAGGAUGGAGGCCAUAGGAAUUGAAACUUUGCCAUUUAACGACUGUCUGUGUCAGAUGUUGGACAUGGUCCAUCCAGCUGAAGAUGGCAAGAUAACUCUGACCGAUCUAAAGAAAUGCAAGUUAACACCGAUAUUCUACGACACUUUCUUCAAUCUGGAGAAGUACCUCGACCACGAGCAGCGAGAUCCGUUCGCUACACAGCGUGAUUCGGACUCUGAGAUGUCAGAAUGGGACAGAUUCGCGGCUGAAGAAUACGAACUUCUAGUGGCCGAGGAAGGCGGUAGCGACGCCCAGGACCAAAUCUCUUACGAUGAGACAGACGAAGACUGUUUAUCGCCUAAUCUAGAUGACGUUACGAACACUGAGGUAGUCGAAGAUUCCAGCAUGGAUGAAUCAACUCUAAGCGAAGGAUAUACCAACAUUGCUGCCCGCGUUAAAGAACCCGCGGGUGUCGCGGCUGGCCCGCGGACCGUUGGGGCUCCGCCUGCCGCUGGCUUCGUAAACCUUAGUUCCAUAUAUUCAAUUGGUAACAGCGAGAAAUGGACCAAUCAAAAUAAAAACGUAACACCAGAAAGAAAAGGAGAAAAACCCAUCCCACCCGAAAAGCCCGUCAGCUUGAUGAUGAUGAACGGCAAAAUGGACAAUAGAUGCGGUGGUUUUGGCAACAACAGUUUUCUUUACUCGCAACUCCUAAACUCUAGCAACAGUGGAGCUAGAGCGAAAGAUCCACCGUCUUAUACAGCAGCUACCAGCGGAGCACUUUUCGACAAAAAUGGCGAAGCAAAAAAAAUGAUAACAUCACCCAGUAAGGUCAAAUCACCAGUUUUGAGUCCAGUAAAUGGUGUAAGUAAAAUCUCUGACAAUUAUGAAAAAGCUGUAGCCGAAAGAUUGAGCCCUCAAAGAGAGAUAUCUAGACUGAACCGUAGCAGUCUUUUUAGUAAGGUUAAUACUGGCGUCGUAUCUGGUAAAGUCAAGAAGACCCGCAACCACGAAGAAGAAGACGAGGAUUACGCGAGAGAUAGCGACGAAUGUUCCAUUUAGACUCUGUUGAAGGUGUUAUGCCUAUUAUAAUAAAUGAAACUGUAUUUAAUGUGAUCACCAUUAAGUGUCAUCGUAAUUAAAUGUGCAUCGUAAUUAAAUGUGCAAAUUUAAGGUUGGUGAAGUUUUACAUCAAUGUUGAAGUUACAAUGUUGUGUUUUUCAGAGAAAUAUUUUUCCAGCGUAUCCUAGGUUCGGUACGUGCCUUGUGAGUGUAGAACAAUACCCUUGUGUGGACACUAAACGUAGGCUUAGAAGAUGUAGUAAGAUGUAGAAAAUAAAGUGCGUUAUUCUUCGGGGACGGUUUUAGAGGGUGAACGGUGUGUUUUAACAUCGCUAAAGUUAGUUUCAGCAUUUUAUUAGUAUUAUGGACAUUUAACAAUGUUAUUUUAAUUAUGUAUUUACUGUAGCGUAUAAGCAUAUCAAAUUAUAGGCAUGGUUCAGAUGUACUUAGUUUAGGAAUGUUGAAUCAUGAGCAAUGGCGUAUGUCGUUACAAUAAUCUUUACCACAAUCAUAUAGAUAGGUAUUUUAAUAACAGCUUCCUGUUUCAUAAAGCUAAAAACAACAAGAAUCAUUACACAAUACAUAAAAUAUAAAAAGGCCUCGAUAUAAUCCGUCAACGCAAAUCGCUAUCGCAAUUACUCAUAUCAUCACUCCAUCCAUCACAGAUUAAAAUAUUUUGGAUAUAGAAAAUAUAAAAAAUAAAAAAACAAAAAAUAAAGAUUUACUGAUCACAGUCAAAAGCUUUUUUUACAUCAAAAUUAAAUUAUAGUAAACACGCACAGUUAUUAUUUAGAUAACAAAAUAUUUUUAUAAGACGUCUCGUUCGCAUAGUUUUUUAAAAUAUAUAUAAUCGUGUCAAAUUAAUUCGAUAUAUCAAUGUAUCGAUAGUUUUUCAUGACGACGUUCAGAGACGAAUAGAACGAUUAGGCAAUGGUUAGACUAGGAUAAUACGAGUAUUAUUUAAAUUUUUAGUAACAUAAAAAAAAAUAUGUACGUGUAGUUUUAUAUAGUAAAAAUCUUGGGGCCCAUGCGAUUUCUUUCGCGAUUAUUUGCGCCAUCAGAUCAAUCAGUAAAACCGCCUGUGCAAACCAUACUGCAAUAGUUGCGCCUUCGUCAACGAUGCGGUUGCGCGGUUUUACUUAAAAAUAUAAUCAAAAACACCUCCAAUUAAUAUUCACAUAAUAUAUUUUGAAUCUCAAUAUGUAUACAUCAUACCAUUCAUUUUUCUAUUCAAAAUUAUUUAUUUUAACGAGAUAUACAUCAAAUUGUCAUUGAUAAGAAUACUGUAACAAUAUAUCAAAUUUUAUGACAUUCGACGAUGAACAUAAAUGUUAAAGGAAUCGUGACAAAGUAUUUAAUAAUAAAAAUAAACAAGACAGCUGUAUAUAAGCUUGUAGAAAAUACAGGUAGAUCACAAUUUUUCUCUAGUCUACAGGGUGCUGAAUACGAGCUAAUUGACGGUCUACCUUUCGUAAACUUUAGUUUCUCAAAUGUGUACCACGGCCAAAGAAUGGGUUGUUUAAAUUGCCUAUAAAAUGUUGACUAAUCAUAUAUUCGACUUUUGUUCUUAGAUAUACUUAGAUAUAUUUGAAAAAUUUUAUUUAAUUUUAAAUAAAUUUUUUAUUAUUCAAUUUUGUGAUUACUCAUUUGAAUUGUAAAAUUGUUUUAAGUAAAUGUUAUGACGAUGUAUAUGUAAUGUACAAUACAUUUAAAACAUAUUCGUGCCUCAUUAUUUGUUAGAUUAAUUUUUAAAGAAUGCCUAAUAUUUCUUGGAAUUCGUGAAUCUUUUGUUACUAAUAUUACUAGUCAUUUCAAUUCUUCGUCAAACUGAAAAUCACAAAUGAUUAACAUCUACCAAUUAAUUAUUAACCAAAACAAUUGUUCAUGAGUUUAAUAAAUUUUAUUAAUAUGUUGUAACCUUUGUAAGUUGUUUUUAAAGUUUAAGAACGUAAAUAUUUAUUAGGCGAUUAUAAUGUUUCAUUUUUACAGGGACAUUAAACAAGGGGCUUGAUAAACAAUAACAAAAUAACACAAAAAAAAGCUAAAACUAUAAAAUAAUUUCAACUCAUAUAUAUUGGGUUAGCCUCUGUUCCUUAAAUAUUGUAAGACCUAAUUAGUUUAACAGCUAUUGUUAAAUUAUGUUUGACAAUAAAUCAUUUUCAUUUAUUUGUAUUAUAUCUAUUACGAUCUUAAUAUGUAUAUAUUCUUAGAUCGUAUAUAUAUAAUUUAUAUCAUGUUAUAUUUAUCAUAGCUAUUUACCUAUAGCGCAAGACAAGCUUAUUACUCUAAUUAUAUUUCUAAUUAAGUUAUUAAACUUGUUAAACCACCAAAGUGAGGGAGGAAGCUUUCAUUUUCUUGUUAAACGAGAUGGCCAAGAAAGUAAGUACUACUAUAUGUAAUUUAACAAGCUGGUUAAUUUUUCAUAUUAUUAAAAUAAAAACUCGAAAGUUUCACUUUUUUAGUAAUAAAAUAUUGUAUUCAUAAGUAUUAAAACAAUAAUGACAACAGCUCGGGUGUAUUCAGUUAUAUUUAGAUAUAUUUUUUUUGCUAAAAAUAAUUGGAAUUUAAAGUUUGUCUAUGUAAGUGUUAUAAUAAAAGAACCAAUAUCUUCCAACUUAUAACCCCAAGCCAUUAAUUAUAUUUAAGUAGUGCCAUUAAUAUAAUAUUUGUGUGUUAGUUUGUGUGACAAUGACUGAAUAUGAUCUUAACUAAUGUAAACCUAAAUCCAUAAAUGUGACGUUUUAUUUUUUGAAUACUGAUAAUGAUAAAAAUGUUGCAUUUGAACAAUGCUGAUUAUAUUUUGAUAAAGCCUGGUAGUCAUAAUCAGGUUCAAGUAAAUUUCAAACAUUGUCAGGUAAUUCUAUAAAUGGAAAAUAUUUUCUGUAAAAUCUUUUAUUUAUUAAGUAUUACACAUUUUUUUAAUUAAAAACAAUGCAUUAUAUUAUUCUUUUUUAAAUUUUAAUUAGGCUUGUUUGUCAUAAUGACAAUAUGUUUAGGGGUAUUUGACUUAUACAUUGUAUUUUUAAAUACUUAUUAAACAAUGUAUGAUGUAGAAAUUUGGGAGUUUGAAUAUUUAUAGAAAAAAGUGACAUUUUAGUCAUACGACAUUGGUUUUGACCACUCAAUUAAAUCUAUGACCUAAAUCACAGUACGGAAAUAUUUGUAUCUGUCGGUGAAGAAAAAUUUUAAAAUACUAAGAUAAAUACAUAAUAUGUAUUGUCACAUAUUAUAAUACGAUAGACACAGAUGUAGCCGUAACUUAAUACUUAUUUAUAGUUUUUAUGCGUGUAACCACACCAAGUGGUAAGUUAUGUUGCUAGAAUAUUAUUACAAUAAAACCAAAACAAGAUUUUUUACAAAUGUUAGUGACGACGUAGUUCGAUGUGUUAACACGGAGGUAUGAGACCUAAUUAAGAAUCCUAAUAAAGUACAUUAUUGUAUUUCA